UCCUAAGGGCCUGGAAAAAAGAAAAAUAAAGAUGGCGGGCGACGGUGAACGUAUGCAGCAUUUUAAACUUUCCCAAGAGAUUGCUGACCUCAAGGUUAUAAAAUCCGAGUUAGAAACGCUUAGACCAAACAGUCGAGUCUAUGUCAAAAAUGAUGGUGGUAAUAUUUUCUACAAGGCAAACAGAGCUGAGACGUGUGCAAACUAUAAAAAAAUUCUUGCUGAGAAAAUGAAGGAAAAAGAACAUAUUGAGAACCUGCUCAUGGAGAAGCUAUAAUAUUUGAUUGUUGUCUGGACGACUCAGUUCCGCAAGCAAUGGUGAAAGAUGCUUGGGUCCCUAAAUAGGGUAGAGCUAGUAAUUACUGAUAUGACUGGAAAAAGUACAGACAAGCUUAGAAGACCAAGGUGGUCUUUGUAGGCUAUAUGGAAACAUGGAUGUAUGUAUGUGGUAUGCCUCAACAAGCCUACAAUGAGCCCUUCACCAGUUCUCCAACAAAGGGCUCAAAAUGUGAGCAGAAAUACUCGUUUUCCAGAGGGGUUCUACAUAACACUUCUACCCUCUGUUACCCAUGUACUACUAGAAUCAUCGGUAACAACAUCUUAUAAAUCAGAAUUGAGCAUGUUAAUUACAUGUUAUGUAUACAUUGCCCAAAAUGAAUGGUUGUUCUUGCUUCAUGUGGCAAAUUUGUUCUGUAUUCAAAUUCCCUACUUUCUUAUGAUGUGAGGGAUACUUUAUUUAAAUUCAUGCUGAAAAAAUGUUUGCAACAAAGUAAUUUUAGGCAUUGACUUACUGUACAGCAUUAAAACCAUACUGUACAAAAGAUGACUGAUUUGUUGGAUAAUAAGGGAGUCAUAAAGAAAAUUAUAGCUUGAUCUAGUUCUUAGCAUUUGCCAAAAUGUGACAGUUCGCCGGUAAAACGCUGCCAUUUCAAAACAAAAAAAGCUGGUUUAACCGCGCGGUACUGGAACUAGUCUUGUGUUUUUCAGCACUGUCUAGUAGUAGUAGCUUUAUUUUAAGAGGGUAACACUUAAAAGUGUGAAAAGUGUGAUACACUUAUAAACUUGUGGCCCUCCGUAAAAAAAAACAGCAAUCAAAUUAAAAUAAUUAUAAAAAUCAAUA
Molecule: messenger RNA, 1117 nt
Organism: Nematostella vectensis (starlet sea anemone)
Lineage: Eukaryota; Metazoa; Cnidaria; Anthozoa; Actiniaria; Edwardsiidae
Product: ASNSD1 upstream open reading frame protein
Exons: 4
Coding region: 32-274 (80 amino acids)
Source: RefSeq, a predicted model, not a curated record